This is a messenger RNA of Perognathus longimembris pacificus (Pacific pocket mouse), 1225 nucleotides long. It is a transcript of the gene Abhd11, whose product is annotated as abhydrolase domain containing 11. NCBI's taxonomy places the organism in Eukaryota, Metazoa, Chordata, Mammalia, Rodentia, Heteromyidae. Gene Ontology annotation, molecular function: catalytic activity. The transcript has 6 exons. Gene Ontology annotation, cellular component: mitochondrion. The coding region runs from base 52 to 1014 and encodes 320 amino acids. The record is from RefSeq and is a predicted model, not a curated record.
GCGGGGCUUGCAGGACGUCCGCUGCGUGGUGCGCGCAGUCGGAGGUGCGGCAUGCUCCGUCUGUCUCGCACGUGGCGGGGCCCCCGUGGGCCGUUCGGCUCUCCGGCUCCCAGCUUCUCCGGGGCACCGGUGGCGCCCAGUAGCGGCGGCCGCGGGAACGCUGAGCCGAGGCCGCUGCCGCUGUCCUACACGCUUCUGGAUGGGGAGGCGACCCUGCCGGCCGUAGUCUUCCUGCACGGGCUCUUCGGCAGCAAGACCAACUUCUCCUCAGUCGCCAAGGCCGUGGCUCAGCAGACGGGCCGCAGGGUGCUGACUGUGGAUGCAAGGAACCAUGGUGACAGCCCCCACAGCCCCGAUGCCAGCUAUGAGGCCAUGAGCCAGGACCUGCAGGACCUGCUGCCCCAGCUGGGCCUGGUCCCCAGCGUCCUUGUUGGCCACAGCAUGGGAGGAAAGACAGCCAUGCUGAUGGCCCUGCAGAGGCCAGACCUGGUAGAACGUCUGAUGGCUGUGGACAUCAGCCCUGUGGCCACCACAUCCGUCUCCCACUUUGCAGCCUACAUGACAGCCAUGAAGGCCAUCGUCAUCCCACAGAAGCUGCCCCGCUCCCAGGCCCGCAAACUGGCGGAUGAGCAGCUCAGGCCUGUGGUGCAGGACAUGGCCGUCCGGCAGUUCCUGCUCACUAACCUGGUGGAGGUGGACGGGCACUUCUCCUGGAGGGUGAACCUGGACGCCCUGGCCCAGCACCUGGACCAGAUCAUGACCUUCCCUCCACAACAGCAGGCCUACCCUGGGCCGGCCCUCUUCCUCCUGGGCCCAGCCACCACCCAGAGAUUCGGCGGCUCUUCCCCCAGGCCCAGAUGCAGACAGUGCCUAACGCGGGCCACUGGGUUCACGCCGACCGCCCACAGGACUUCAUGGCUGCCAUCCGGAGCUUCUUGGCCUAAGAUGGAGACGCCAUGCUUCACGUCUGCACGGGUGGCCCUGGUUUCCACACAUGACUCAAGUAGGCACUGAGUGGGUAUGAGGGUGUAGAGGCAGGGGCACUGCCAGCUUUAAUGAAUAAAGACAGUGUUCCCCAAGUCUUGCCCUCAGUUCUCACCACCAGUGCCCCUUCCAACCAGAGGGGAACAGGGCCCAGGGGCUCCUGGUUGUGCCAGCAGUGCUGGGGUCCUUGUGGGCCCCCCUGGAUUCUCUGUGCAGCUGACUCUGGACCUGCUGUCUCACC